Molecule: messenger RNA, 4733 nt
Organism: Notothenia coriiceps (black rockcod)
Lineage: Eukaryota; Metazoa; Chordata; Actinopteri; Perciformes; Nototheniidae
Gene: paplnb
Product: papilin b, proteoglycan-like sulfated glycoprotein
Exons: 14
Coding region: 2733-4415 (560 amino acids)
Biological process (GO): extracellular matrix organization; proteolysis
Cellular component (GO): extracellular matrix
Molecular function (GO): metalloendopeptidase activity; serine-type endopeptidase inhibitor activity
Source: RefSeq, a predicted model, not a curated record
UAAAAUAGAAACAUCACAACGUCGUCACAGUGGGUGAAUAUGGUUACUUUGAGAUGGGCUGAGCCGCUUUGUUCUGGACACGAUCCACGCCUCACAUUAUCUGAUCUUCAGCCUGCGUGUUGAAACAUAGCGGAUGCUCACAGAGAAUAACCACAGGAACAACCUUCGAUACAGCUUAUGUUAAAACUGCUGUAUUUACCUCUCAGUAGGAGUGUAGUGCUCCCCUCUCUUUGGCCCCCCCGCAGCCAGUUGGCUGGCUUUGAUAAGAGACUGAAGGCGAUGAGAUAUCACUGAAGUCCUGUUUGAGUAUCUGGUGCCUGAGAGGAUGGAGCCAGAGGCAGAGCGGGAGUCUGAGUCUGAGGCCUGGGUUCCAGACAACAGCCAGGCCGGGCCUUCCUCUCCGGACUCCUCUGGGAUCGAGGGAACCGUCGACCGGCUGCAGGAGAUGAUGAGCGGCAUGGAGACGCUGCUGACAGACAUGGAGGGGUUACGGAGCGACUGCAGCCAGCAGAAUGCCGAGCUGAUAAGUGCAGCGCUGGACCUGAGGACGCAGCAGGAAGAGAUAAAGGAGGGUUACUCUGAGUUGUCCAGGGAGAUGCAGGAGCUCCUCGACACAGUGCAAGGCUUUUUGGGCACCAAGUGUGACCAACCCUCAGAGAAGGAAGAAUUAGCUGAGCAGCAGAGAGAGCCCAAAGAGACGGAGAGUGACUGACAGACUUUAAAGUUGCUAAUUUAGGAGAUGCAACUGCGAUGUGUCAGGUUGUGAAUCUGGAUGCAUGAGACAAAAUCUGGGUGGCAUGCGUUUGGAAGUUGUGUGAGAAGCUGAGUUUUUUUAAAAAGAUCGAUUUUUAAAUUACAUUUUACGACGUUUUGUUGAGCAAAUUGUUCUUUUAGGUCUAUAUCUGAAAAUCUGUCCACUGAAAAAGAGUUUCUAAUAUGCAUGAUUCGUUUUCAGUUCAGUAAAUAUAUCACUGUGCAUACAACUUAAAAAACAACAACCAUAAAACGGAAUAAAUACCUCUCUGUCGUGUACUCUUAAUAAAACAUCAUGAGUUUAACAAGGCUACAAUUUGUUGCAUAGCUUACUUUCUAGAUUGCCACGUGCCACUGACUUUAACACAAGCGAUGACAAGAUCAUAAUCCUGCGCUGCAUUUGAACACAUGAUUUAUAUGCCUCCUACUGUCAUCUGUAUUUCUGCUACCACCCAGAAACAAACACACACACUUCACAGCUAUCAUUUUCCAGCACCAAGGUACUUUAUGUUGACAGAUAUGAUUUAAGUAUGUUACUCUCUUCAGCCUGGAUGGCUCCUCCAGCUUCUUCUUUGAUGAAUUUCUGACACAGGAAUGCUUCUCUUCUUUUGGUACAUCUUCCAUAUUCUCUCCCCAUCCAAGCUCCACUGUAGUUUCGUGCUAAAAUAAACCUAAAUGUGAUGUUUACUUCCCACCAGCACCCCUGCUGCUACCCACUGGUCUGUAUUUAGUGGUCAGGGGAUGUGUGAAGGGAACAAUCGGUGGCCAGCAACCUGAAAAGAAAUCAAGGACCUUCAAGGUCCCUCCACCUUAAAUUUCAUUUUAGUGGGUUCUUAUGUCAUGUACACAGGUUAUGCAACCACUUAAUUAUGUGUACCAAAAUAUUCUCUUCCUCUUCUGUGUUGGAACAAACUUAAUGCAAAUGUUACGCAAACGCCCAUAUUUGUUUUCGAAAUGUCUCAAAGUAAAACAUGUGACUGGUAUUGAAAAUACUUGAUAUAAAUAUCAUCAUGAGUAGACCCACAGCCUGAGGGUCUUAAGAAGAAAUUAUAGCUUAUGUUAAAUGUUAAAAAAAGAAGUACCAAUCUUUUUUUGAGGGAUUCUGUUUACGUGUGGCUGAAACCUGACACUAUAUAGGCUGAGGGGUUGGUGAGCAGAGAGGGUGAGGAGAAGCAGUGCAGCCGUGCCUACCUUCAUCACUACUGAGGUGUUCAUCUCUCUGCUGCUCACAACCAGCCGGAGUCACUUCAAGAAGGUAAGACAUGAUUUGAUGGCAUUCACGGUUUCAUUUAUCCAGGUUUAAACCUUUUGCACAUUCAUGUCUAAGAUAUUAGCAAAGAAAUCUCUAGAGACAUCAAGAAAUGUAGCUUUCAUCUCGUAUGGAAUUAUCAUUUAUAUUGAGUAUUACAAUUUAAGGUGUUUUCAGUGGUGGCAUGUAACAAAGUUCAUUACGUUUUGUAUGUAUGAGUCUUUUCCUUCCAUGCCAUUUUAAAUUUCUGCUCUUCCACAUAUUGGAAGAGUAGGGACAUAUUGUAUUUUCUACCCUACAGUGAAUUCAUCUGACAACUUUAGAAGUGGGUAUUUUUACACACAAAACAUAUGAUGCUUUAAAACAGGAUGUUUUGUUAUAAAUUGAAAUACCCAACAUUUUCUUUAAAUACAGCUUGAAUGUUAACUCAAUUAAUAAUUAUUUGUAAAAAAUUGAUUGGAAACUGUUUUCUAUAAUCUAUUGACAUUCUUUAUGUGAAAACAUGAAAUGGUUCCAGCUGCGUUCUUAAAAAAAAAAGAACAAGCAUUGUGACAACAAUUAUACAAUUAUAUAUUAACAUAAUAGUAUAGUUAAUUUUCCUGAUUAUACUGAUUAUAGAACUGUAACUUCGUACACUUUGGUAUGAGAAAAAUAUCUGAAUACUACUCCACCAUUGUUUUUCUUCUCAUUGCUAUUCUCACCAACAGUUCGGCAGAAGUUUCUAGUGAAAAUGAAUAUUGUACAAGUCCUGGGUCUCCUACAGCUGCUGGCUGUACCUGCUUUCACUCUGAUAACGCCAAGCCAUGACUACUGGGAAGAGUUUACAGCCUACGGGCCCUGCAGCCGCACCUGUGGCACAGGCGUGGCAAUGAGAACCAGGAAAUGUGUCACCUCCAGGACUGAUGGAGGGCAUAACUGCCUAGGAUCCUCUAAGUCCUUCCAAACCUGCAACACACAGGCAUGUGCAGCUGGAACCAGGGACUACAGGCAGGAGCAGUGCUCCCAGUUUGACAGAACGGACUUUCAGAGCAAACACCAUACAUGGGUGCCUUUUUAUGGAUCGGCCAAUCCAUGUGAGCUGAGCUGUGUUCCAAGAGGGCAGAACUUCUUCUACAGACACAGACCAUCAGUGGUUGAUGGGACACCGUGCUAUGUGGGCCGCACUGAUAUCUGUGUGGAUGGAGUCUGCAGGGUUCUGGUCCAUGGAGAGUUUAUGGGCUUGGAUGAAGACACUAAUUCUGUUCACUCUGCUAACAUCAUUGCUACUCGCCCAAGGGAGACACUUACAUACCACUACAAAACUGGUGUCUAUGGCCAGUGCUCUGCCUCUUGCAAUGGAGGCAUGCAGUACCGCAGUGUGGAGUGCUGGGUUCAGGACACAGUAAACCCCCGUGUGGUGGAGGAGUCUCACUGCAUCAACCAGCGCCUGCAGAGGCCACAGAGCCAGCAGGCCUGCAACAUGCAUCCCUGUGCCGAGUACAGCGUCUCCAGCUUCAGCGUGUGCUCGGUGACUUGUGGGGAAGGCCAGCAGAGGAGGGAGGUGUUCUGCGUGGGUCCGGGAGGUGAACGCCUGGCUGACCACGCCUGCAACGGACUGACAAGAUCCUCUUCUGUCCAGGCCUGUCGUAGACCCGCCUGUUACACACACAUCACCUGGCAUGUGACCGACUACAGCCUGUGCACCAUGAGCUGUGGUGGUGGUGUGAGGGAGAGGAGAGUGAGCUGUUUUGAUACAGAUUUGAACCCCUACCCAGAGGCCCGGUGUGGAACAGCUAGCAGACCCGUCUCUGUGGAAACAUGCAACUCACAGCCAUGCCACGCAGCACAAAUGGUCCCAAGUGUGCAGGAUCCAAGGGCACAUGAAACCACCACAAGAGGAUUUGUGCCCCAUGUUCCAGAAGACCCUUCAGCUUCCAGGCCACAAACAAACAGUGUCUACCCUCCUGUGACUGGUCCUCAAUGCGCACAGUCACACUAUGGCUGCUGUCCUGACGGUCAUACCUCCGCCGCGGGGCCCAGGAAUGAGGGCUGCUCCCUAAAUGACUGUAUUCACACCAGAUUUGGCUGUUGUUUGGAUGGAGUGACUCAAGCUCAAGGAUUUGCAAGGGCUGGAUGUCCUGAAUACCGGACAGCUGUGCAACACACACCACCUCCUACUGCCCCUCCAGCCAGUGGCAAUGUGUGCUCCAUGCCUCGCGAUGAAGGCUCCUGCGACAGAUGGGCGGUGCGCUUCUUCUUUGACUCUGGCACUGGCAAAUGUACUGAGUUUUGGUAUGGAAGCUGCCAGGGCAAUGCCAAUAACUUUAUGUCCCUGGCAGCAUGCCAGAGAGAGUGUGGUGGUGUAGUGAGGAGGGAUCCCCCAACUACACCUCGCAGAGGGACCCCAAGGAGAGGAUCCCCCAGCGGGGCAUAACCAUCCACACAAUGAAUACCUCAUAAUCAGUACUGUCAACACAGCAUUUAUUUUAACAUCAGACUUUGGAUUAUAAAUGAUUUAGAUCACAUUAUAACUGACACAAUCCCAGCUCAGGGUUCUGAUUUUGUUUGCAGUUUGUUUUGGUAUUUUGUUUGUGAUGUUCAAAAUAUUCACUUUCACACAUAUAUUUUGCCUUUUAGAUCAUAUACAAUUCAAUGAUGUCAAUGUGAUAACCCAAGAUAAAUCAUUAACCAAAUCAAUAAAUGUUGAAAUAUCCGGUAAUAAAACCCGAGUGUGGUCUAUUUUUGCAAUGUU